Messenger RNA from Dromiciops gliroides (monito del monte), 2067 nucleotides. RefSeq names its product DnaJ heat shock protein family (Hsp40) member C5 beta (gene DNAJC5B). NCBI's taxonomy places the organism in Eukaryota, Metazoa, Chordata, Mammalia, Microbiotheria, Microbiotheriidae. Bases 183 to 767 code for a protein of 194 amino acids. The record is from RefSeq and is a predicted model, not a curated record. The transcript has 4 exons.
UUUGCUACAGGUACAUAAAACCCAUUCCAAGACUGUCAUUUUACAAAGGGAUUGAAAAAAAACAAAACCAAAAUCAAAGCAAAAGUGACCUCCCUGUUCAGAAAGCGGAACCCAGUGUAUGUGAAGUAAACCUUGUGGUUAUCUUUUCUCCGGUUUUGCAGUCUGGGCAAUACGCAAGUCAGAUGGCUGACCAAAGACAGCGGACUAUGUCGACAUCUGGAGAAGCUUUAUAUGAAAUUCUUGGUCUACAGAAGGGGGCAUCACAAGAAGAAAUUAAGAAAACCUACAGAAAAUUGGCUCUGAAACACCAUCCGGACAAGAAUCCAGAUAAUCCUGAGGCUGCUGAGAAGUUUAAAGAGAUCAACAAUGCUCACACUAUAUUGACAGAUUUGACAAAGAGAAAUAUUUAUGAUAAGUAUGGGUCAUUGGGACUGUACGUGGCAGAACAGUUUGGAGAGGAAAAUGUUAACACUUACUUCAUGCUGUCUAGCUGGUGGGCAAAGACUCUGUUUGUAUUCUUUGGCAUCUUGACGGGAUGCUACUUUUGCUGCUGCCUCUGCUGCUGUUGUAACUGCUGCUGUGGGCGCUGUCGGCCCAAGUCCCCAAGGGUAGGAGAAGAAGUCUAUGUGUCCCCGGAGGACCUGGAGGAGCAAAUCAGGAGUGACAUGGAAAAAGAGGCAGACUUCCCCAUCACCCUCCAGCCUACCUGCGCAAAUGAGAAAACUCAACUUAUCCGAGAAUCCCGCAGCUAUACCACAGACUCCUAGAUGACCAGCACGCUCAGGUUCAUGGGUUCUUCUGGAAGCAGCAGCAACAUGCCUGACAAGUGGAGGGAUUCCUGAAGGAAAGAGCCCCAACGAUGUUGCAAAACCCUAGGAAUCCCUUCCCCAUUUAUGCUUUAUUUUGAGGUUAGGCACAGGUGGUUGCAAUGUAAUUUUUUGAGCAUGCAGACUCUGAGUAUUCUAAUGAAACAGAUUCAAUUAGACAAAUAAAGCCCUGAAGAGUGUACCUUAUGUUCCCCCACACACCCCUACCCCUCUGCCCAGAUACUGUAGGGGCCCAGCAGGUUUUAAAGACCAGUGUGCCCCAUUGAACUAUAACCUCUGCCAGUCCCAAGACUAAAACUGGGAGUCAGUGACUGGAGCAUCUAUCUUUCUUUUCCUCUAAUAAAAUAAAAGCAGUCACAAGAACAGCCACUGAUGUUAAAAGAACACAUUAAAGGAAGAAUUUAAGAAAAAAAUUUAUCAACAGGGGCCAUUCUCCUAUGACCCCUUGCAGACAGAGGGAUUUCCCAACUCACUGCCAGUGGGUUUGGGUUGCAAUGUGUUAAUGACAUCAUUGCAGAUUGUUGUUGGGGGUGGGGCACCUUACCCUUGUACAUAAACAGCAGGCAGCUGGCAGGUACCUGGCUUUCACUGACUUUCUGGCAGAAGAAUGUGAUAAGAAUAAGGUUAAUGGCACCUCCCAAAGCAUACUCUUAGAAUAUAAUUUGAAAGGUCUAAAUCACCAUUUCAAAAAUUGGGGUUUGCAAAAUAGAUAUUUGCUGCUUAAUCUCUCUCCUCUCUUCCUCCUCACCCCCUCUACUCACUUUGCUACAUUAGACCUUACAUUCAGUUGGGUCAAUUAUUUUGAGCCAUGACUCAGAAUCUGCUGUAAAGUCAUUACCGGCCACCAGCCAUGUUGCAGGGGCUUUGUAGUCUUAGAAACGAGAAAGACACAUGCAAGAAACCUACAGAGAGGCUUGAGGACACAGGCAGAGACAAAAAUGCUAACUUUGCUAAUUUUACAAACCUUUUUUUUUUUUUUUUUGGUUUGGAACUAGUUUCAUUUAGAAGAAAGCAAAAAGCUCAGCCACAUACAUUAGGGAAAGCAGUAUCUACCUUAGGGAGUGAAGUUCUAUCCAUUUUCUGAUUCAAUUAUUUCAUUCAUAUUUUAGCAUGAGAGAUGGGAGGGAAGUAAUGAGUAGGGGACAAAAACAGUCCCUAAAAUUGUAUGGGAGUAAAAAUGUAUUGUUUUAAAAGUUUAGUUUUUCUUCUCUUCAAAAAAAUUGUUCCUUUAAACAUUAAA